GUGCAUGCUGGGACAGCGGGUCCUCCAAGCGCGCCUCCAUCUUUAAACCCCAGAGAAAAACAGCUUCCGCUCAGCCCUACACACACAUCCUGCGCUCACAUCCACAUUUAUGACACAAUAACCUUAGAUCUGCGCGUUGAAUCGACAUAAAGGAGCAGCAGAGACCCGAGGAGCUCAUGGGAGCCGCGUUCGCUGCAUUAAGUGCUUUAUUUGUGCGUUGACAUCCAUAAAAACACAGGCGGAAAAGAUCGCAAGUGCGCACCUCUUCUUCUUCUUUUGUCCAUCUCUCUCUCCGUUUUCUCUUCUCUCCCUCCGGAGAUGAGUAGUGGAAGAUGUCGGUUUCGGGACUGAAGGCCGAGCUGAAGUUUCUGGAGUCCAUUUUUGAUCCGAACCACGAGCGCUUCAGGAUCCUCGACUGGAAACCUGACGAGCUGAGCUGCCAGUUUAACGUUACCGGAGACCAGCUGCUCAUCAUUCACUGCAACAUCACGGAAUCCUACCCGACGACGCCGCCGAUAUGGUUUGUGGACUCCGAUGACCCGAGCCUGACUCAAGUGCUGGAGCGUCUGGAGGAGGUCAGGAGGGGCAGCACGCUGCUCUUGCAGCAGCUGAAGAGGCUGAUCUGUGAUCUGUGCCGCCUCUAUAAUCUUCCCCAGCACCCGGAUGUGGAGAUGCUGGACCAGCCUCUUCCUGCAGGACCUGUCAACCAGGACAGAAAGCUUGGGACGACAGAUGAGGUCACAUCAGAGGAGGAAGAGGAAGAAGAGAUGGGAGAGCAGGACAUUGAUCUGGAACACUACGAGAUGAAAGAGGAGCCGGUGGAUGGGAAGAAGUCUGAGGAUGAUGGCAUCGAGAAGGAGAACCUGGCCAUCCUGGAGAAGAUCCGCAAGAACCAGCGGCAGGACCACUUGAAUGUAAGUGCUCACUCGGGCGCCGUGUCUGGAUCUGUUCAAGCGUCAGAUCGCCUCAUGAAGGAGCUCAGGGAGAUCUACCGAUCUCAGAGUUAUAAAAACGGCAUCUACUCCGUGGAGCUGGUCAACGACAGCCUGUACGAGUGGCACGUCAAACUGAGAACCGUGGAUCCGGACAGUCCUUUACACAGUGACCUUCAAGUGCUGAAAGAAAAGGAAGGGAUGGACUACAUCCUCCUCAACUUCUCAUACAAAGAUAAUUUUCCCUUUGACCCUCCGUUUGCACGUGUGGUUUCUCCUGUCCUGUCUGGAGGGUAUGUUCUUGGCGGAGGAGCUCUGUGUAUGGAGCUACUCACUAAACAGGGCUGGAGCAGUGCCUAUUCCAUAGAGUCUGUCAUCAUGCAGAUAAACGCCACUUUAGUCAAAGGAAAAGCAAGAGUGCAGUUCGGAGCCAAUAAGAAUCAGUACAAUCUUGCCAGAGCGCAGCAGUCGUAUAAAUCACUGGUGCAGAUCCAUGAAAAGAAUGGCUGGUACACACCGCCCAAAGAGGACGGCUAGAGCCCAACAUCCAAACAUGGACAGAGUAUCUUCAGAUGGACAUCUUUCUGUCACUGCUUUUCUCCUCUCAUCCCUCGUUUUAACCGGAGCCGCUCCUUCUGACACUUUUCUUUCCCUGCGAGUUAAAAAGGCUCAAAGUUUGACCCUCUGAAGUUCCUUCAUCUCAGACGAUGCCAUGAUUCCAGCAGAGCGAUGCCAAGAUCUGCGAAAGAGCCCACGCACAGCCUGAUUUUCUGCAACGUUCCUCCAUUUGUUUUGGUUGCGUACUGAAAAAAAAAAACAAAGUUUUUCCCAUGGCCAGACUUCACUGUUGUAAAUGAACUCCACGAUCAAGUACAGAUGCGUUUGGAUGAAUGAAAGAGCAGCAGGAGCUUCCUUCUGUCUUCUGGUUCUUCACGCCUGCGGGUUUGAUGUGCUCAUGCCAUUGCAAAGCAUUUCUAUCAGUCUUGUAAACAGCUUCUUCCUCUCAGUGUGGCCAACAGAACUGUCUGGAUUUGUAGAAUUGUAUUUACCGUGUUCAUUGAAGCCCCUGCAGUCUCUGGGUGAAGCUGAGUGAGCAAUAAUGCCUUAAAAAGGAGGUAAAAGGAAGCGAAUGAGCUGAAGUUAGUGUUCCUCGCAGUUGUCUCCAGUAUUUCUGUUCAAACUGACAUCUUUAGAGGUGGAUCUGAUGGCUGUGAACACAAGAAAACAGCCCUUCUUUUGUGUUAAUAUCCUUCAGAAGCAGUUUGAUCGCUCGACUCUGUUCUUGUUCCGCUUCUUUUUCUCCAUUGUAUCAGUUUUACUCUAAAAAGCACUGGGAUUGAUCAGCUGUUUUCUUCCGAAUCAUACGGGCCGAUGUGAACCGCUUCACUGUUUAAUUUAGCUGAAUUACAGAAAUAAAUGACACCACUCUGACAUCAAGCCAUAGUUUGAAUCCAUAGAUGUUCUUCCGGCUCUGAGUGUCUGGAAUGAGAAGUGAAUGGUAACUGAUUCCAGAUCUGUUUCUCUUCGUUCGUUCGUUCGUUCGUUCGUUCGUUCGUUCGUUCAGACGGUGGAGUGUUUGAUGGAGAGGGUGGGAGGCUUCAAUGUGUUACGCACUGUCAGCAUGCUUCAGUUUUAUUGCAUUUUUUUCCCCAUUGUAAGUGUAAUUUUGACCAUGUACAGUACAAUUUGUAAACUUGCAUCAAGUUUAUGAAUAAAGAAUUUUAAGAAAUA
Messenger RNA from Onychostoma macrolepis, 2663 nucleotides. RefSeq names its product ubiquitin-conjugating enzyme E2Q family member 1 (gene ube2q1). NCBI's taxonomy places the organism in Eukaryota, Metazoa, Chordata, Actinopteri, Cypriniformes, Cyprinidae. The transcript has 13 exons. The record is from RefSeq and is a predicted model, not a curated record. The coding region runs from base 333 to 1469 and encodes 378 amino acids.